AUCAUACCAAGGAAUCAGCAAUCAGGUCAUGAUGAUCUUGUCGCUAAUUACUUUUCCGCAAAUCCUAUAUACACCGAUGAGAUGUUUCGAAGGAGAUUUAGGAUGAAUAGGCCAUUGUUCCUACGCAUCGUGCACACGCUAAGAGCUUGGUCUCCUUAUUUUACCCAAAGAGCCGAUGGAAUUGGUAAGCUUGGGCAUUCACCCCUUCAAAAGUGCACUGUGGCUAUUAGGAUGCUGGCUUAUGGCACCUCUGCUGAUCAACUAGAUGAGGUUUUGAAGAUCGGUGCCAGCACUUCUUUGGAGAUUUUGGGAAAAUUUGCUGAAGGAGUCAUUGCAUGUUUUGGUGAUGAGUAUCUACGUCCUCCAAGACCCGAUGAACUGGAAAAAAUCUUAGAAGAAAAUGAGGCACGUGGUUUUCCAGGGAUGUUGGGAAGCAUCGAUUGUAUGCACUGGGCAUGGAAGAAUUGUCCAAAAGGUUGGGCAGGCAUGUUUACACGUGGUGACAAAGGCGUUCCUACUAUGAUCCUUGAAGCAGUGGCGUCUCAUGAUCUUCGUAUAUGGCAUGCCUUUUUUGGUACAGCCGGGUCUCAGAAUGAUAUCAACGUCUUAAACAAAUCAUCAUUGUUCAUUGAUGCAAUAAAAGGCGAAGCUCCUAAGGUACAAUAUAUGGUAAAUGGAACACAAUAUGACAUGGGCUAUUAUCUUGCCGACAAAAUAUAUCCAGAAUGGGCGGUGUUCGUGAAAACCGUAUCAUCUCCUCAGUCGGACAAAGACAAAUUAUAUUCAAAAAUGCAAGAAGGGGCGAGGAAAGACGUCGAGUGUGCAUUUGGCGUACUGCAAUCUCGCUUUGAUAUUGUUCGACGGCCGUCAAGGUUAUGGAAGCAGGGAGACGUUGUCAACAUAAUGCAAGCUUGUGUUAUCCUUCAUAAUAUGAUAGUUGAAGAUGAGAAGGAAUUGGCUAGAGUUUCAUUGGAUGUGAACGAGAAUGCGAGUGCGACGAUAGUACUCCCAUCUGAAGUGCAAACAAGUGACAACCCUAAUCCAUGCUUCGCAGAGGUGCUUCGAAGGAAUUCGGCAAUCAGAGCUCGGCCAACACAUAGGCAACUCAAGAAGGACCUAAUCGAGCAUAUAUGGCAGCGCUAUGGACCUAAUCGUGCACGAUGA
Setaria italica (foxtail millet) is the source of this 1164-nucleotide messenger RNA. RefSeq lists its product as uncharacterized. The transcript has a single exon. The coding region runs from base 82 to 1164 and encodes 360 amino acids. The record is from RefSeq and is a predicted model, not a curated record. Lineage: Eukaryota; Viridiplantae; Streptophyta; Magnoliopsida; Poales; Poaceae.